Toxotes jaculatrix (banded archerfish) is the source of this 2014-nucleotide messenger RNA. RefSeq lists its product as uncharacterized. Lineage: Eukaryota; Metazoa; Chordata; Actinopteri; Toxotidae. The transcript is spliced from 4 exons. The record is from RefSeq and is a predicted model, not a curated record. Bases 247 to 1410 code for a protein of 387 amino acids.
GGCGACGCAGGAAGCUAACCUGCAACUCCUGUGUAGUAGAUCAAGCGUCCGUUAAAUGUCUCACUACGUUUUGUUUGGAGUUGUUCUAUUUUACGGGAAAGCGUUGGAUUCGUGUGCUAAAUGCGACUUUUAUUUUUGACGAGCGUGUGCGCGGGUUGGUGUCUUCAGUGAGCCGCAGCGUCCGAUAGCCUAGCGUCCUUAGCUAGUCCGUUAGCUUGCUUGCAUCACAAUAGGUCCAUUUCAAAGAUGAAUUUGGCCAAAAACAGAACUUUGCACCCUCACCUGCGCGACGAGGAAACUCUGCUGGUGGAAAACGCCAUCCGACUGGCGAUAGACUCGAUAAUAAACGUGCUGUACGGUGUCAACAGCUCCAGGACCUACGAGUACCAGCGGAUGGUGACGGACAGGGACAAAGAGAUCCAGCGGCUGGAGUGCAGGCUGAGGGAGAUAGAGCACGAACUGCAGGUGCUCCGUCGACAGGGAUGCACCUGCGGGUUGUUUGGAAACGACCACAGCCUCGCCGGGUCACAGGCUUCCAGUGACCGGCAGAAGGGAGAGCAGGGUGGGUUUGAACCAGCUUGCAUGGACGCUGAGAUGACAGCAGGGCAGCCAGAGAGUGAAAUGAGCAUUCCCUUAGAUCUUUUUGCAAGACCCCCCUCGCAUGUCUCCUCCCAAAGCCAGGAGUCAGUUCUUCCAUCAUCCCCCAGCAGAAUGUGCCUGGACCAGACCUGCGCCUCCCACUCCUCAGAGACUUCAGGUGUAUCAGAGGCAGCCAGAAAUCUGCCUACGUCUCCCAGCAGCCUCGUAGUCAAAGAAGAGCCGUGUGAUAUCGACGCAGUCUUAAUCAAGUGGGAAAUGAGCGAGGAGAGAUUUGGAGAGCAUCAGGAGAGCACAUGCAGUCCAUGUCAGGACAAAGAGAGCCUCAGUGUACAAAAAAAACAGGAGAACAGAGAGAGAAAAAAGCUCAGGGAGAAACCUGAAGCCGACCCGGGUGGACACCAAAUCACAGAGGGAGAACAGCUGAGGAACAAGAAAAGGAGCGUGCCGAUGUCCGAGCUGCCGGAGGAGGCUCAGAGACUGAAGAGAGCAGCCUGGAGAGCUGCCUCCAGGCGGUAUUACGCCCGAAAAAUAGCCCGCCAACAGGCAAACCCCUCACGCUCCGGAACCUUUCCCCACAUUUCAGCGUCUCCAUAUUCACAACCCAUCUCUUUUGAGGAUAAGAGGAGGAGGACGCUGAUAUCCGAGUUACCUGAAGAGUCUCAGACGCUGCAGAGGGAGGCGUGGAGAGCUGCGUCCAGGAGGUACUACGCUCGAAAAAUUGCUCGCCACCAGACCGACCCAUCUGGAGAAACUCAGGGACCUAACAGAGCUGGAUCCCACACCAACAGUGGAGGAAUAAUGUGCAGCUGAUAGAUAGUAGUUACGCUUUUUGAGAUUCUGCAUAUUUAAAACUUUUCAUUACAUUUCGUUAUGUUACGUAGAACACUGGACUAUGUGAAUGUUUGUAUUUUGUUCAUAGUUUCUGGUUGAUUUGUUCUGAUAAUGUUGAGGUUUGUCUCAGGUCUAAUGAAAUUGUGUUUUUCACUUUAAGUGUUUUUUGUGUUUCUUAGUUGACUUAUGCAACUAAUAUUCCUGAGAACAACAACACUGCAUUUACAUCACAUAGGCUGUAAUUUUUCACUGAUUAACUCUGUCCUCAUUACAGUCUUCUUUGGCACACUGCAUGCCUGUACAAAAUGCUAACUGCAUAAAUGUAUUCUGAGGAAAUAUAAGGCUUACCCCUGUAACAGCCACUGUAUCCAUGCAGUGCCCCUGGAGUUCAACGUCUGUAACUACAAUCAAGACAUCUAUAAUGGUCAAAUUAUAAGCUCAACAUCUUUGUCUUAAUAACAGGUGAAGAAUUAUAAUUAAUUCAUUUGAGUUUUGAGUUGUUUUUUUUGUUUUCGUUUUUUACUGGUAAAACCUAAAUGUAUUUUGUUCUUUUUUGGACGUGUUCAGUAAUAAAAACAUUUAA